Molecule: messenger RNA, 6657 nt
Organism: Sugiyamaella lignohabitans
Lineage: Eukaryota; Fungi; Ascomycota; Dipodascomycetes; Dipodascales; Trichomonascaceae
Gene: TEL1
Product: DNA-binding protein kinase TEL1
Exons: 1
Coding region: 1-6657 (2218 amino acids)
Biological process (GO): DNA repair
Molecular function (GO): protein serine/threonine kinase activity
Source: RefSeq, a predicted model, not a curated record
AUGUUCGACUCGUACUCGCCAUUUCUAUCCACGGGGUCGCUCAACUUGUGCCCAACUUUAUUAAGAUUAAAUACGAGACACAUGAUGGUAGACCGUUCCAAAGUGGAAAAAUCAAAGUUACUUGAAUGGUUGCUUCAUAACUGGCAAGCUAGCAUGAAGGUGGCAUAUCCAGUGGACGGUCAUAUGUCAGCUAUUAACAUACUUCAUACUCUUGAAAUUUCAAACAGUAUUUCCAGUUUUUUAGGACUUCCUCAGCUAAAUGUUGACAUUGAAAACUUUAGUGAUCUCGCAGGUGAUAGCUACAAAGAAUACACAACUGCAGAUGCCUGGAACCAUUUACUCCAAAUAAUUGCAGUCCAGGAAAGUAAGGUUAAUACGCAUUCUGUAACCAAAUUUAGAGAAGAGGUCUACGAUGAAGAAUUUGCGACUGCUGUUCUAAACGUCUUGAAUAAACGCCUGAAGGACUCGACACUCCUACUCUCGACAAAUCGCCACGACAUAGGAGUCAACCAAGAUUAUUCAUCUAUACUGCACCUCAUUGUGCUAAGCACUCUUGUCAUUGGUAAUUUAGGGACUGUCUGUGAAAAUAGCCAUGAUGAUACAAACUAUAGAGGUUACUUAGAUUUAUGUAUGCUCACGGAAGAUCUUUCAAAAUUGUUUUCUAAUUGGUCGACGACUUUGAUAAAAUAUGAAAGCAACGCUUUUAGUCUCUAUGUAACGGGUAUCAUCCUUUGCUCUACAAAAAAGGCAUUCAUCACAACUAAAGCUCAAUCAAUUCUUAGAUCCAGUUCAAGGUCGACGUACGAUUGCUUACUUUCAUAUCUGCCGCCUAAGGAUGAUCUUCCAUUGCAUUCUAUCAUCGCUGCCAAAACCUCUCGAGAUGUCAAUCUAACGAGCGUUGCCUUUGGACUAUAUCUUGUAAGCAAUGGCUCUUUGGUUUCUACAUCUACAUUUGCAUCUAUUGACCAAUUGCUGGCAAACAUCACACUGUCAGAAUCUAAGGAGCUGGGGGACAGCAUCGAGGUAUUCUUAAGCUGUUCUGAUUUUUUGUACACGUUUCUGGAAGAAUUUUCUGGCAGCUUAUCUAGUAGCCACUACGUUAUAUUACUUCGAUACUUGGGCUCCAAUCUGCUUGCCAACCGGAUAUGGAAACUCUCAGAGAUAACUCUGAAGACGACUAUUAGAUACCUCUCAAUGGGUUGUCGUUAUUGUUUAAAUCUAAGCAAGACGAACAUUCAUGACAGUGCGGUAAGUGACUGGCAGGACAUAUUCAAGUUUGUUAUUAAAGCGGUAUUUGAUUCACCGGUCCAGUCUAAGUUGAUCAGAGUCCAUCUUUUUGAGCUUCUAUGUCUUGUUAUAGAGACACUCGUAGAUAACGAGGAAGUUCUAUUGUUAUCACAAGAAUAUCUACAAGGAGUUCUAAAUGAAGCUACCGAUGUGUUCUAUUAUUCAAUUUCGCCCUCAUUAUCUUCUAUGAUGUCUGAAAUCGCUUACAAACAGAGAAUGGGAUUGUAUUCUAUCAUAAUACAGGGAGUAGGGCCCUUGUUGGUAGAUACUUCGAAUAUUUGCUUCCUGGCACACCUUCUGAGCAAGCUGGCGGGUACUGAUGGCGACAUUAUGAUUUUGUCCAUUUGCGAACUUUUGAAAAUUGUGAUUAUUCAAGGGCAGAGUUCGAACCAUAUUUUUAUCAAGCAUUCCCUUGAUUAUAUUGCCAGUGUAUAUCAGGUGUCUGGGGCAGCAGAGCUAUUAGAUAGUGCUUGUGACCCGAUUUUCGACUUUUGGCUGAAACAAACAACCGAUAGCUUAGAAGGAGAUAUUUUCCCCUUAAGAAUAUUUCCAUACCAUGUUUUUGGUUAUAAAUCCGAGAAGCAUUUUAUGGAAUCUAAUGUUACUCAAUUAAUUGCUCGGGCAUUAAUUUUUAACAAUUAUAUUGCAACCAAAAGUUAUUUAAAGCACUUCACGCACACUACUGAAAUACCUUUAAAUAACGCUUACUCUGAAAGUUUAUACAAAGCAAUCUCCUUAGGAUAUAAGUCUCUUGAUAUCUCAAUCGAAGAUUUGUACUCCAUUAUCGAUCAGCGAGUCAAAACCGACCAACCCGUCAGAACUCUCAUCAACGAACAGAUGCUGUACAUCUUGCGAGAACUCCUAAGCUCAACCGACGUGUCGGAUUGUAAGAUAGAGUUUCCCUCCUCAUCGACACUAGCGCCUUUAAAUGGAAACUUACAAGAGUUAAUGCCUUCAAUCAGUCGUUUGGGGGUGAGUCCACAGAAAGUGAUUGAAUAUAUCCAGUUGACGACCGAUGGAGAUAUUUCCAAACUUAUUGGAAAGACAGGGGCAAUCCCAACUACUAUUCUAAGAGGUAUAUUCAAGUCGCAUGAGAAGUUGACCAGUGAAAAUGAGAAAUACUUGGGUCUGCGACGAUGUUUAUUUUUCCUAACUAUUCUACUUAGUGAGAAUGUUCCGAAAUCUAAAGCGGCCAAGCGAAGGUCCUCAACCACCGUCGAAGAUGGGAAUAUUAAGGGAUAUACUUUAGAGCUUUGUUUAAGGGGUGCGAUUUCAUUAAUAUCCCUCCCUCGAGUAGAAGAGGAAGCUUGUCGAUUGUUGCAACUCUUGAUUUCGAGUGCUCCGCGGUAUCUGCUAAUCGAACUUGGAUUUUCUGUUGUACAAGGCUGCUUGUCGGAAUUAGAAAUAAAAGGAGUGUCUAACUGUAAGCGUGGUCUUCUUGCGGAAAUUGAUAGCUGCUUGGUUGAGAGUCAAAAAUUUUGGGAAGCAAAAAUUUUGUCAAAGUCUAUCAAUUAUCUCUUGAACAAGGACGCUGCAUUGUUUUCAGAUAGUGACGUUGUUAAUAUUAUUAGUGGAGACAAUAGCCAAUUCUACUUUCCCCAGGUGCGUAAAUGUUGUUGGGACAUUUUGGCACUUCAAUUAGAGUGCGAAUCAUUCUCUAGGGGCUUACUGGCUAAGAUGGAUCCCGAGAUACGGUCUGACACAGCUACAAAGCUAUUAUCCAAUAUGAGGAGCUACUAUCCAGAUACUGAGGGAUUCACAACUUGGGCAGGCCGGUUUAUCGCAACAUCAUUUUUAGAAGACGACUCAUUGUCGGUAGGAUUGAAUGAGACGAAAAGCGAGGAUUUAAAUUCACUGGCUGAUGAUGAUCUCAGGAGUUGGUUUAUGGAUGACCCCAUAUUUUGCAACGUCAUCAGAAUUAUACGGAAGAUAUUGCAGACAGGAAAUUUUCGUCAGAUUGAGUACGUCGAAAUCUGCCUUGGAUGGAUUCAACAGUAUAUCACCAUCAAUAGGCAGUCUUUACUAGAUUGUUUGCCUGGCAUCCUUCUAGAUGGUACAAAUAGUGAAAUGGCACAGUCUUAUGUAGUCCGCAGUCGGAAUAUGCUAUUGACCAUCAAGGAUCCAAAUAAGACGUUUGCAUCGUGGGUGAAGAAUGUGACACUUUCUAUGUUAACCGCAAUAGCGAAAGAUCAUCCGAUAUUCCAAGGGCUAGAAAUACUUGUACAAAAUAUUGAAGAGUUGAGUUCGAGUUUGUUCCCGGUAUUGGUGCACCAGAUAAUGAGUGAAAAAAGAUUCAAACAGUCUGGGGAUAUGCUCAACGCUGUCUUUGCUUAUUAUUUGUCAAAUGCCAAUGAAGGUGUCAAUCAAGACCAUCGAGUGCUAGAGCUGUUGAUAGAUACUGUUCUUUAUUUAAGAAGGUUCAAUCUUGUUGGGUUAGAAUCGUCAUCAUCGCCAUUGAAAGUUAGCUGGGAGGGAUGUGCAAUUUGGGCUUUCAAGCUAGGGCGUUAUCAAACAGCUCUCAUGUUUCUAGAAAUCCAUUGGAAUACCACCCAAUCCUACAGCUUGGAGUUAUUUUCAAAGAUCUCGAAGUUGAUAAAGUACCCUGAUAUGUACAGUUCUAUAGCACCAGAUCCUUCUUUGCAAGGCGCUAUUGAUAUUUCCUUGAAAAACUCGACAAGCAACAAAGAGUCACUCAAUGCUAUGAUCUUCGAGUCUGCUUUGAAUAACGCAAUUUCUAGUGGGUAUGACUGGGAUUUGAAUAACCACUCGUCAAUCACACUGGCAAGAUCGUUCAACAAUACUGGAAUCUACUCUAUAGCGGACCUCAUUUAUCAAGCCGAGCUGGGAAAGGGCCAGACCAAAGAAUACUCUUCUACUUGGAAACUAGAGAAGUGGACUCUCCCGGAUAUUGCGGAUCCUAAAAAUAAAGACGAAUUAAUUUACCAGCUAUUCAAGGGGAUGCAAGAUACAUUUUGCGAAAUAUCGAGUUUUGGAAAAAUCUACAAUAAGGCUCUGAAGUGCAUGGUAGUCGAAGACCAUCCCUUUUAUAGCGACCUUUUCCAGGUAUUGGCAAUCACGACCGAGGCACAGGAUAUUUUUGAAACAAAAAACAUUACGGAUACGCUAACAGCACAACGCAAAUCUUCAUCAAAUUGGGUGAACUAUGAUAGUUUUGAUAAAAUAGAAGACAUUUUGGUUGCACGACAAAUCAGCUGGCGAAUACUACAUCGUAGACUGUCUCAAAAUGAAGAUACAGCAACUCGAACUGUUGGCGACGUGACAUUGGCAUUUGCAUGUAGUUUUGUCGACCAUUGUCAGCUUGCAGUUCGUAAUAAAAGCUUCCUGAAGGCUAUGAAUUCUAUUGUCAAGUUUUUACAUUCUAAACUUCCGCAAUAUAAUGAGAUCAUAAAAAUGGCAUCCACCAUAGAGUCGGCCGCAGUAUGUUGGGCCACUGGUAAUCAAACUACUUCUAUUGACAUGUUGAAUUCGGUAAUCUCUUUGGAUUCAUUCUUGCAUGUGCCUAAAGAAGCCGGCUAUUUUUUUUCAAGAUCAAAUGUCCAUGCAAAACUGGCAAGUUGGCUAUCAUUAGCCAGGCAUGAAACGGACAAUGUCAUUGUAACCGAAUACUUGGAUCCAGCUUGCAGAUACCGGAAUGAAGAUAUAAAUUGCAAUCCGUUAGAAGAUAAGACUGAGUUCUAUCAUAUGUUUGCCUCGUUCUGCGACGAGAAAUUUCGGAGUGAAGCGCUUAAUAGAGAGAUGUCGAUUCAAUACCGUCAAAGGAAGGACAAAGACAGGAGACUAAAUGAGCUUAGUAAGCAGAAAAUAUUGAGUAAAGAAAGUAAACUUUUGAAAAAUAGGUUGGAGAAACUGCGUGUAAAUCACGAUAACCAGUACCAAAUACUCAAAGCAACAAGCCAGAAUUUUCUAUUCAAGAGUAUCAAGAAUUACCUUUAUAGUAUAUGUGAAGGCGAUGAACACCGAGGAGAUGUCUCUCGGUUCCUUGAUCUUUGGUUUGCCAAUGCCACAAAUCCCAUAUACAUCGUGCAUCUGAACUCUAUGGUUGCCAAGUUUGGCAGCCGAAUUCCUAGUAUCAAGCUUGUACCGUGGAUAAGUCAGCUUUCUUCUAAACUGAGUUUAGAAGUUAACGAGUUCCAAAAAACUUUAUGGAAUAUUGUCGGGAAAGUGUGUGAAGACCACCCAUAUCAUACUAUGUAUCAUAUUCUUGCAUUAAAGCUAUUUCCAAAGCAUGAGGCAAGGCAUAUGGUUGGAGUGAAAUUCUUUGAUGUCCUUAAAAAGAGAAAAAAAAUUGACAAUGAAUUACUGACAAACUUCGAAUCACUAGCAAUAAUGACAGCAGCAGUUGCUAAAAUAUCCCCCAAGCAAUCAAACGGACAAACAGCUAGCAAAAUGCAAUUUGAUAGAAUGGGUGAACCAGGAGUUUGGUGGUUGAAAACCUUACCAACACUAGAACUCCCGAUGCCGACUGCUGAGAUCGAGCUAAGAUCUGACCGAAAAUAUACCGUGGCGAAUCUCCCUACCGUCACCAAGAUACUGAAACAGGUUACAAUAGCAAGUGGAAUCAAUCACCCGAAAAUAGUCUCAGUUGUGGACAGCAGGGGACAAACGAACCUAGCAUUGAUCAAGGGAGGAGAGCGGGACGAUCUGAGACAAGAUGCCGUGAUGGAACAGGUCUUUGAUCAAGUAAAUCUUUUCAUGAAAAGCGAUCGCCAAGCAAAAACUAGGAAUAUGAGAGUUCGAAUCUACAAAUUGGUACCUCUUGGGCCGGGGGGAGGAAUGAUUGAAUUUGUGCGAAACACAAGUCCGUUUAUUGGUGUCACUCAAGAGCUGCAUAAGAAGUACAAUCCAAAUGAUAUUGAUGCUGAUGAAGCUCGUAGGGAGAUGCAGGCGGUGGAAGCAGAGAGUAAGGAAGUGAGAGUGGAGGUUUAUAAAAGCAUAGAAAAGAGGCUCAAGCCGGCUUUCAGGUAUUUUUUCACUGAGAGAUUUUACUCUCCUGAGGAGUGGUUUCAUAAUAGAGCCCUUUACUCAAAAUCUACAGCUGUCAAUUCCAUGAUCGGUUAUAUCCUUGGCCUUGGUGAUAGACAUUGCAGUAACAUCUUGGUGGAUACUUUGACUGGCGAGAUUAUUCAUAUAGAUCUGGGUAUUGCUUUUGACCAAGGAAAGCUCCUUCCGAUUCCCGAGACCGUGCCUUUCAGGCUAACGAGGGAUAUUGUAGACGGCAUGGGGAUAAGCGGUGUCAAAGGCGUGUUUCAAAAAUGUUGUGAAAUAGCAUUGGCUGUGCUUCGAGAUGAGGCCGAGGCAAUCAGCACCAUAUUAAAUGUACUUCGAUAUGACCCUUUGUAUACUUGGUAA